AUGGCCGCCAACUCCAUGCGGUCGCAACAGGCCUCGCUGUUGCGCCUCCGCCGUGUCGUCUACCCACGCCCGCCAUAUCCUUGCACACGACACUACGCUACCGACAUUUCCCACAAUGAACACCCAUCGCCUGCCUCUUCUGUCGCAAAUCGUCGCUCUUCUCUAUCCGUCUCGUCCGAAUCGCGCUUCAAUGAAAUUGGUGUCCAGCAGAUCAGUAGCCAUGUCUAUUCUCAAAUAUUUCCCGGCAAAGCUCCACCAGCUCCCGAAGAGCUUGUUCGCUUGUCAAAGGACCAUCUGCAACGACAUGAUCUCCUGGGGAAGAAUACCGACUCGUCGGAUCCAGUCGCCUUUGACAUGCCCGAAAUACAAGGCCAGACAUUAGACGAACACUUCUACAAAUUAGCCAUGGAUUCUGCCGAGCCAUACUUAGGUCUUGCUCAAAAGUACUCGAUCGCAAAUGCGCCGCCCAGACCGCGCAAAUGGGUCAGACGGAGUGGAUGGACGAAGUACUCUCGGGAUGGCUCUUCCGAGCCUGUAGAAGCUCCGGACGAGGACAUGCUGACCUUCGAUGUCGAAGUCUUGUGGCACCAUUCAUCCUAUGCUGUCAUGGCAUGCGCCGUCAGCGAAAAGUCCUGGUAUGCCUGGUUAUCACCCUGGCUACUGGGUGAAUCCGAGAGCGACCGCCACCUUAUUCCGCUUGGAAACCCUCAAAAGCCGCGUAUCAUUGUAGGUCACAACAUCGGAUAUGACAGGGCUCGAAUUGCCGAGGAGUAUGAGCUCGAUCAAUCACGUAACUACUUCAUCGAUACUAUGUCGCUACACGUCGCUGUCAAUGGAAUGUGUUCGAGGCAAAGACCUACUUGGAACAUGCACCGCAAGAACCGCGAGACCAGAGACAAGAUCGCAAACUCGGAAGCUACGGCCGACCUGGCUGCACUUCUGCAGGCCAAGGGAGACAUAGACGAAGAGGAGGAGCUUUGGGUUGGCCGUAGUUCUGUCAAUUCUUUACGCGACGUUGCCCACUUCCAUUGUGGUGUCACUAUCGAUAAGGCUAAGCGUGAAUGGUUCUCAGAGCUCGAUCGACAAGGUGUCUGCGAUAAACUUGACGAGCUGCUCGAUUACUGCGCUGCUGAUGUUGACAUUACUCAUCGAGUUUAUAAGAAGGUCUUUCCAGCAUUCAUGGAAACUUGCCCUCAUCCUGUCAGUUUCGCUGCGCUCCGCCAUCUUUCGACCGAGAUAUUACCUGUCAACCGGACGUGGGAUUCAUACAUUGCAAAUGCAGAAGUUACAUAUCAUAAGCUAUCAGACGCUGUUGAACAGCGACUACAUGAUCUAGCAAACAAAGCACUUGAGCUGAAAGACAAACUUGAAGAAUACGCGAACGAUCCGUGGUUAAGCCAGCUGGACUGGUCAGGCCAGGAAAUCCGUAUGGUCAAGGGCAAGAAANAAGGUGACGCGCCAAGGCCUGCUGCACGACAGAAGAUGCCUGGUAUGCCCAACUGGUAUAAAGACUUGUUCGUCAAAAAUGGUGCGCCCAUUGGUCUCACAGUGCGCACGAGAAUAUCACCACUGCUAUUACGUCUUGCAUGGGACGGCUACCCACUAGUCUGGUCCGACAAAUAUGCAUGGACUUACAAGGUACCAAAAGCAGAAGCGAGGAAAUAUGUUGAUCGAGGAAUCGAGCCUUGCGACAUGUCUGAGGAGGAGAAUCUGAAAUUACGAGACGACAACACGCAUGUCUAUUUCCGUUUACCGCAUAAGGACGGGCCUCAAGCCAGAUGUGCCAACCCUCUAGCAAAAGGAUACCUCCAGUAUUUUGAGAAUGGUACUCUCUCAUCGGAGUACACGUAUGCAAAAGAGGCACUGCAGAUGAAUGCAUCCUGCUCGUAUUGGAUCAGUGCCAGGGAUCGAAUCAUGUCGCAGAUGGUUGUAUAUCGUGGAGAAGAAAACAAAACCGAUCAGCUCGGGUUUAUUCUGCCGCAAAUCAUCCCUAUGGGCACUAUCACACGGCGAGCGGUGGAGAAGACAUGGCUUACCGCGAGCAAUGCAAAGAAGAACCGCGUGGGCUCUGAGCUCAAGUCCAUGGUCAAGGCACCGCCUGGUUAUUGCUUUGUAGGUGCAGAUGUCGAUUCCCAAGAGCUUUGGAUUGCUGGACUGGUAGGAGAUGCAUCUUUCCAGAUUCAUGGUGGCAAUGCGAUUGGUUUUAUGAAUCUGGAAGGUAGCAAAGCACAAGGCACAGACAUGCACUCACGUACCGCUUCGAUCUUGGGCAUCUCUCGCAACGAUGCGAAAGUCUUCAACUACGGUCGUAUCUACGGUGCUGGCCUGCGAUUUGCUUCUACUCUGCUUCGUCAGUUCAACCCGUCUAUCAGCGACGCAGAUGCAGAUAACACGGCUAAGAAGCUUUACGAGAAUACCAAGGGUCAGAAGACAACUCGCAAAGUUCUCCGCGAACGACCAUUCUGGCGUGGAGGCACCGAAUCCUUUGUCUUCAACAAACUCGAAGAUUUUGCCGAGCAAGAACGACCAAGAACUCCAGUGCUAGGUGCUGGCAUCACCGAAGCAUUGAUGCGCCGCUUCAUCAGCAAAGGAGGCUUCAUGACUUCACGAAUCAACUGGGCCAUUCAAUCUUCGGGAGUUGACUAUCUGCAUCUCCUCAUCGUAUCCAUGGAAUAUCUCUGCCGCCGCUACAACAUCAACGCUCGUCUCUCAAUCACCGUGCACGACGAAAUCAGAUACCUAGUCAAAGAAGAAGACAAAUACCGCGCCGUGAUGGCCCUGCAAGUCAGCAACAUCUGGACACGCGCAAUGUUCUCCCAACAAAUGGGCAUCCACGACCUCCCCCAAUCAUGCGCCUACUUCUCCGCCGUCGACGUCGAUUCCGUGCUUCGCAAAGAAGUAGACAUGGAUUGCAUAACCCCGUCCCACACAACCCCCAUCCCCGCAGGCGAAAGUCUGGAUAUCCUUCAGUUGCUCGCCAAAGGAGAACAAGCCUACCUCGACCCUAAUAUCGUGCCCGACGACCCACCACAACCCCAAAGAUUCUCGUACGCAGAUCGCGAGCCUGUAAUGACGAGUUUGCAGAAAGCAGAGGCGCCGGCUUAUUUAAAAGCCCAAACUACAGGCAAUGAUGCAGAAUUACGGCAAAUCAUUAAGGAUUUGAGGUUUCCUUCUUCUGCUCCUGCUUCUACAAAGGCCAAGUCCUCCUCUGCCACCACCUCCUCUUCUUCCAAACCUAAAUCUUCAUCACGCAAGAAGAGUGACAAAGGCACAGACCCAUACAUGCAAACUCCUUCGUUGCUGAUGGUAGAAGAUGAAGAUGUGCCGUUUGCUAGAUAUAGCGAUAAACCCACGACAUUUGCGGAUUGGAGGGAUGUUUCUGUGCAUUCUUCUUCUGGGAAUACUGCGGGUACAACAAAGCAACAAGCAAAGAAGGCGGAGCAGAAUAAGAAUUCGGUGGAUAGGAAUUCGACGUGGUAUCCAGGGUUGGUGAGGAAGAUUCCUAGUGCUGUGGGAAAGGUGGUGUGA
Messenger RNA from Aureobasidium musti, 3528 nucleotides. NCBI's taxonomy places the organism in Eukaryota, Fungi, Ascomycota, Dothideomycetes, Dothideales, Saccotheciaceae. The record is from the annotation of a GenBank genome assembly.